Molecule: messenger RNA, 1371 nt
Organism: Prunus armeniaca (apricot)
Lineage: Eukaryota; Viridiplantae; Streptophyta; Magnoliopsida; Rosales; Rosaceae
Source: the annotation of a GenBank genome assembly
AUGGGGCCUCUGUUCCUACCCAUGAUUCGAUCAGUCUCAAAAUUGAUCAGUUUCACCAUUUUGCUUCUCUUUGGACUUGCUUGUACCAGCUUCACUGCUACAGAAGCAUAUGAUCCGCUUGACCCCAAUGGAAAUAUCACAAUCAAAUGGGAUAUUAUAAGCUGGACUCCUGAUGGCUAUGUUGCUGUUGUUACCAUCUAUAACUUCCAGAAAUAUCGGCACAUUCAAGCACCAGGCUGGUCACUGCAAUGGACAUGGGCAAAGAAGGAGGUUAUAUGGAACAUGGUGGGAGGACAAGCCACAGAGCAAGGGGAUUGUUCAAAAUUUAAAACAACAAUCCCCCACUGCUGUAAAAAGAACCCAACUGUUGUUGAUUUAUUGCCAGGAACUCCUUACAAUCAACAAAUUACAAAUUGUUGCAAAGGAGGAGUACUUACUUCAUGGGUGCAGGAUCCAGCCAAUGCUGUGGGGUCUUUUCAACUAAGUGUUGGUCAAGCAGGAACCACUAACAAGACGGUCAGAGCUCCUAAAAAUUUCACCCUGAAUGCACCAGGGCCUGGGUAUACUUGUGGUCGCGCAAAUAUCGUCAAACCAACUAAAUUUGUCACUCCAGAUAAACGGAGAGUCACUCAAGCUAUGAUGACAUGGAAUGUUACGUGCACAUAUUCGCAAUUCCUGGCUCAGAAAACUCCCACUUGCUGUGUCUCACUCUCAUCCUUCUACAAUGACACGGUAGUGCCCUGCCCAGCAUGUUCGUGUGGCUGCCAAAGUAAUGCAACUCAUCCAGGAAGCUGUGUAGAGCCAGAUUCCCCCUAUUUGGCUUCAGUUGUCUCAGCCUCUAGCAAAAAUAGCUACACGCCUCUGGUUCGAUGCACUAACCAUAUGUGCCCAAUCCGAGUUCACUGGCAUGUCAAGCUAAACUACAAGGAAUAUUGGCGAGUGAAAGUUACAGUUACAAACUUCAAUUACAGGAUGAAUUACUCGGAUUGGAAUUUAGUUGUCCAACACCCAAACUUUGACAAUCUGACCCAGAGUUUCAGCUAUAACUACAAGUCAAUAACUCCUUAUGCGACAAUAAAUGAUACAGCCAUGCUAUGGGGACUUAAGUUCUACAACGAUUUGCUGAUGCAAGCUGGGCCUCUUGGUAAUGUACAGUCAGAGCUGCUUUUCCGGAAGGAUCAAGCAACUUUCACAUUUGAUAAGGGUUGGGCUUUCCCUCGAAGGAUCUAUUUCAAUGGCGAUAACUGUGUCAUGCCACCUCCUGAUGCCUAUCCAUGGUUGCCAAACUCUGGUUUCCGACAGUAUACCUCUCUGCUUACUCUAAUCAUGACUUCUUUAUCAACCGCUGCACUCAUGUAUGUUCAUGCUUAA